Arxiozyma heterogenica is the source of this 1872-nucleotide messenger RNA. RefSeq names its product Rim8p (gene RIM8). The coding region runs from base 1 to 1872 and encodes 623 amino acids. Lineage: Eukaryota; Fungi; Ascomycota; Saccharomycetes; Saccharomycetales; Saccharomycetaceae. Gene Ontology annotation, molecular function: protein-macromolecule adaptor activity; ubiquitin protein ligase binding. Gene Ontology annotation, biological process: ubiquitin-dependent endocytosis. Gene Ontology annotation, cellular component: plasma membrane; cytoplasm; cytosol. The transcript has a single exon. The record is from RefSeq and is a predicted model, not a curated record.
AUGGUGUUAUUAGAUAUAUGGAAACGUACUAGUGGUGGAUUUAUAACGUCGAAUCACUCUGAAGAGAAUAUAUCCACAUCAGAUAUUGCCAGAACCAAUAGUAAGACUAGUGCUACAACUAGCAAUAAUAGAAAUCUUAUAGAAAGAAUUAAAGGAAGAUCUGCUUUUAAAUCUGCACAAAGAAGAAAAUCUAUAAAUUCAUAUUCAGAUUGUGUGAAACAGCAUUAUUUGGUUUUAAAGGAUAACCCUCACUGUUUAUAUCAACCAGGACAGAGUAUUAAUGGAGAAUUAGUAUUAGAACUGAAAUAUGAUGUUUCUAGUGUUAGCCUGCAAUUAAGUUUAAUUGGAUCUAUUAAAGUUAAAGUUAAAAAUUCUACUGGUACAGGUUUGAAAACUUUGAAACCAGUGGAAUUUUUAAAUAAAUCAAUUAUUUUAUAUGGAAACCCUGAUGAUAACAACAACAACAAUAAUAAUAAUAAUAAUAAUAAUAAUAAUAAUAAUAAUAACAAUUCCAUAGGCUUAUCAAGGGGUCUCCAUAAAUUCCCUUUCAGAUUAGAAUUACCUUCUAAAAGGAAACUUUAUAACGAAAUUAAAUUUGAAAGAGGCUCAGUAGAAUAUUAUUUACAAUCAAGUUUGAAAGUAUCUAAUUCAGAUUCAAUUUUAUCACUCUGUAAGACCUCAUUUCAUAUUUUUGUCGCAUUGGAUGUAUCAUCUUAUUUAAAUAAACCAAGAAACAAAACAGUUGUUUUAAAAUCUUCCUCGUCUGCAUUGGCCUUUCCUUCCAUAGCAAAUAAAAAUAAACUAUCAGCUAAUUCUUUUACUAAUUCAAGUCUGGUAGCCACCAGAAAUAAUAGUGUUGGCAGUAGUGCUAAUCUCAGUGUUAGCAAUGCUAGUAAUAAUCAGAGUAUAAGUAGCGGUAGUACUAGUACUAGUAGUAGUGCUAGCAGUUAUCUAGGGAUCGGUGGAGAUGGAUAUGAUUCACAUGAAAGGGAUCUUGUGUCCAUAAAUAGCGAUACAUUGAAUCCAAGCGUAUCUGAAACUGUUAAAUUAGCUGUAUCAAUACCACAAUCUGGGUAUAUAUUAGGCGAAACUAUACCAAUCAAUAUUAAUAUUCAACAUUAUAAAAAUUAUUUCCAUUCCUCAGGUAUUAUUAUCACAUUGGUUAGGAUCUGUAGAAUCGGAUCCAUUAAAGAUAUCAAUACGGAGACAUUUCGUAAGGAUUGUUGUCAAACAGUGUCUCCUUUGACUUUAGAUGAAUCAACAAAUUUUCAAUUCAAUAAAAUUAUACCACUAACUGUUCCAUUAGACGUUUUUGCUACUUUUAAUACAAAGUCAAGACACGAUGGACUAUUCCAUUUUAAUUAUUACAUCGAAGUGCUAAUUGACUUAUCUAAUAAAAUGAAGACAGGUAUUACUAACAAUAAUAACAGUAGUAAUAAAAAUGGUAGCAAUAAUGGUGUUAAUACAAGGAUUACUAGUGCAUUAGAUACUAAUGAUUACCACAAUGUUAUUAUGGCUUCUACUAUAGACAAUAGCAAUAUUUUACCCCCAGUUGCUAUAAGUGAUGAUCAAACAAUAUAUAAUGAGGAAGAUAUGAUUAAUGUUGAAACCUUAAAAAGACACAGGAAUGCUACAGGAAUGUCCAUUGAAAUAAUUAUUGGUAACGUUAAAAAUGUUAAGCCAUUAGCAGCCACAAUACCAAAUCAAUCGACACAACAAGCACCGAUAUUUGAGGAAUUGCCUGACUAUACACCAUCAAAUGAUCCUAAUCGCCAAAUUUUAUUAGAUGAAUCCAUUAGACUCAAUGAAGAUAAGCAAGAUUUACAAAGACAACAAUUAGAACAAUUAGAAUCAGAGCCACCUGAAUUUUAG